This is a messenger RNA of Morus notabilis, 1669 nucleotides long. Its product is annotated as cytochrome P450 77A1. Gene Ontology annotation, cellular component: membrane. NCBI's taxonomy places the organism in Eukaryota, Viridiplantae, Streptophyta, Magnoliopsida, Rosales, Moraceae. The record is from RefSeq and is a predicted model, not a curated record. Bases 46 to 1575 code for a protein of 509 amino acids. The transcript has 2 exons. Gene Ontology annotation, molecular function: heme binding; iron ion binding; oxidoreductase activity, acting on paired donors, with incorporation or reduction of molecular oxygen, NAD(P)H as one donor, and incorporation of one atom of oxygen.
UUCAGUUUACACACCUUCUUCUUCGUCUUCUUCAGUUGCAUUAUAAUGGAGAUCAUCGAUAUUGUUAUCCUCUUCGCGGCUCUCCUCUUCCUCCGUCUAUGGUGGAAACACUGGUCCGUCACCGGCGGGGGACCAAAGAAUCUCCCGCCGGGCCCACCGGGCUGGCCUCUCGUCGGAAACCUAAUGAAAGUCAUCCUCCAGCCGCGUCCAUUCAUCUUCCUCAUGCGCGACCUGAGGAAAAAGUACGGCCCAAUCUUCACCAUGCAAAUGGGCCAGCGAACGCUCAUCAUCGUCACCAGCUCCGAGCUCAUCCACGAGGCCCUGGUCCAGCGCGGCCCGGAGUUCGCCAGCCGCCCUGCCGACUCCCCGAUCCGCCUCAUCUUCAGCGUCGGGAAAUGCGCCAUCAACUCUGCCGAGUACGGCCCGCUCUGGCGGGCCCUACGGCGGAACUUCGUGACGGAGCUGAUCAACCCGGCGAGAAUACGGCAGUGCAGCUGGAUACGAAGCUGGGCUAUGGAGAACCACAUGAAGCGGCUUCGAAAGGAGGCUUUGGAAAACGGCGUUGUUGAGGUCAUGAGCAACUGUCGCAUGACGAUCUGCAGCGUCUUGAUAUGCCUUUGCUUCGGAGCGAAGAUAUCGGAGGAAAGGAUCAGGCACAUCGAGAGCGUGCUUAAGGACGUGAUGAUGAUCACGACUCCGAAGCUUCCGGAUUUCUUGCCGGUUUUGACGCCGCUUUUCCGGAGGCAAGUGAGGGCAGCGAAGGAGCUGAGGAGGAAGCAGUUGGAGUGUUUGGUUCCGCUGAUAAGGAACCGGAGGAAGUUCAUUGAGAGCGGAGGAAAAGUCGACGAGGAGAUGGUGAGUCCCGUCGGAGCGGCGUACAUCGAUUCGCUUUUCGAUCUCGAAGCGCCUGGGAGAGGGAGAUUGGGAGAGGAAGAGCUCGUCACGCUUUGCUCGGAGAUCAUAAAUGCCGGGACGGAUACAAGUGCAACGGCGGCGGAGUGGGCACUGUUUCAUCUUGUGACGGAUCACAGCGUUCAGGAGAAGCUUUACAAGGAGAUUGUGGUGACCGUUGGAAAAGACGGUGUCGUUUUGGAGAGUGAUGUUGAGAAGAUGGCUUAUCUCGGUGCAGUGGUGAAGGAGACGUUCCGGCGGCACCCGCCGAGCCACUUCGUCCACUUCGUGUUGUCACACGCGGCGGUAAAGGACACGAAGCUCGGCGGGUACACGGUGCCUGCGGACGCCAGCGUGGAGUUCUACACGGCGUGGCUGACGGAGGAUCCCGACAUGUGGAAGGACCCGAUGGAGUUCCGACCGGAGAGGUUCUUGGAUGGCGACGGGGUCGAUGUCGACGUGACGGGGACGAAGGGAGUGAGGAUGGUGCCGUUUGGCGCCGGGAGGAGGAUCUGCCCUGCGUGGACUUUGGGCACUUUGCAUAUCAACCUGCUGCUGGCCAAGAUGGUUCACGCCUUCAAGUGGUUGCCGGUUCCGAACGGCCCGCCGGAUCCGACCGAGACGUUUGCCUUCACGGUUGUCAUGAAGAAUCCUCUCAAGGCUGUUAUUUUGCCUAGGAUGUGAAUUAGUUCGUAUUGUUGAUCUUGGAAAUCUUGGUGAUGUUUGUUAUUGCUUAAUCGUACGCUGUUUGAUAAUAUCAUAGGACGUACUCUCAUCA